Molecule: messenger RNA, 5701 nt
Organism: Microcebus murinus (gray mouse lemur)
Lineage: Eukaryota; Metazoa; Chordata; Mammalia; Primates; Cheirogaleidae
Source: RefSeq, a predicted model, not a curated record
CCCUAGGCGGGGCUGCCUUCGCCUCUUUCGCGGCGUGGAGCCCCGCGCAGCAGCCCCGGGGCGGCACAAGUUUCUGUGAACCCCAGAUGGGACUUUGGCACGCCCAGCUAGGGUGUCCCGUGCUGGUGGGCACUCGGGUUAGAGCUGCUCCUGCGCCACCUGCACCCUAUUCCUUUCCCCCCAAACUGGCUAAGUGUCCCCAUUUUUGGGGUAUUUUCCCCAUUUCUGGGUCACCCUUCGCCGCCGCAGUGAGUUUUGAAACCUGGAACUCCGGGGGAAACCUGAAACGAGCGUUUUGUCGGUAAAGAUAAGUGCCUUCCGAGAAGUCUGAAUGGGCUUUUCUCCCAACAGUGUGUUUCUCUAUAUUCCAUCCCCAUUCAUGGACUGAAGUAGCACAGAGUAAGACUGUGUGACUAAUGUCACUCUGUGAAUGAACCCAUCCUUGAAUUUUGUGCAUAUCAAGGUUCAUCCAAAUGGGCUAGAUUGGCAGUGGCACUGAUUGCUUUAGGAAACAGAAGUUUGCCAUCCAGACCCCGUCCCCCUCAUCUCUCACUCUCUCCACUUCUAUCUCCUCCUCUCCCUCCACUCCCUCACAGUUGGAUUAUAUUCUGAUGUAAAACUUGACUGGCAUUCCCCCUUUCCUUUUCAUCCCUCUUUUCUUUAAUUCUUUAGCUUUUUCCAGAAAUGUAGCAAAAAGUACUUGCAUUGCUAGUGUUAAGAUACAAUAAAUCUGUAUAUCAAAGGUGAGGACGGCUGAGGGUAGUGCACUCUUCUACUGAAUAUCCCAUCUUCUUUACAGAGGAAGGAUAAAAGGAUGACUAGGUUGAAAGUUGAUUACCUUGAUAAUAGGUCUUUAAAACCUGUAGAUUUUUAUUGCAAAAAUCCUGGCCUUCAUGAGCAUGAAGGCCCAACAGUGGCCUGAAAAGAAAGGGAAAUUAUGUGGAAGAAGGGGAAUUAAUGUUGGAAAAAAAUCCUCUAUAUUGGGCCUACUUCUAACAAUGCAAGAAGAAAGAGAUGAGGAGGGAAUUUUUUUUUUUUUCCAAAUUAACUGCAGGAUGAUUUAACAUAAUAUAACUGAACAACAUAAUUAAAAUGCUCUUUAAAAUAUUAAAAGUUUAGUUUAUAUGUCAUUUGACAUAUUUUUAAUGAUUAUGGACAUGUAGAGAGCUAACAAUUCUAGUUUCACAAAACAAAUGCUGUUAAGAGUAAUAGCCUGAUGUAUAAAGUAGUGUAAGAGAAUUUUGCUUUGUCUUUGCAGUAGCAGUUACUUCAGUUUCAACACACUUUCAGCAAGCAUUCACCUUGUGAGCAUUGAAAAAUCAUUUAUGCCCAUUUUUAUUAAUGGUCUUGAAGUGUUAGCUUUCUAUUAUUGAUGAUAAUGAGGGCAAAAUAGUGGAAGACAUAACCAUUGUUUUCAGUAACAGGAAUCAUUAAUGAAAUUAUAGUGAGUACUUAAGAACUAUUUUUCUGGCAUAGUAGAAGAACAAUGUUCCUAAAGUAACAGUGUUAUAAUGGUUCCUUCAUUUAACAUCUACACAGUUGGACUGUUACAGCAGGCAUUUAGAAUCCUUUUUUAAUGUCUAUUUUUACUUUCUAUUUCUUCUAAUGGGGAAAAUAUGACCACAUUAAUAUUUUCUAAGAAAGCAAAUGCACAAUUAAAGAAGGCAAUUAACAAAGUAAUUAUUCAAAAUGAAGCUAUUUUUCUCUUCUCUAAAACUAGUUAUUUGUGCAUGAAGUUUAAUGUUAAAGGAAAAAGUUAUGAUUACGAUUUAAAAACUUUAAUGAAUAUCUAUGUUUUAUCAGGAGGUCUAUUUUGGGGAUAUUUAAAUGUAAAAAAUAUUACCAAGGAAGAGCUAAGGACUUCUGGUACAGUGGUUAGUAUUAAAGAAGCUGAUGGGAUGCAUGACCUUUUUCCUUUCAUCCCACUGGAGAGCUGAUGGUAUAGUAUUUUUAUAGCUGUCCUUUAAAUCUAAAGGAAGACCUACCCACCUCAUUGAAAUGUCAAGGUAUUCUAUAAACAUAUUUUUAACUCAGUAUAUCAUCUAAUAAGUAGGUCUGCCUGCUUGUAUGCUUGGUUCACAGAGAAAGGAUUCAUGUCAAGGUGAAGCAUUCUUUAAAGAAAAGUUUUAUAUAAUGCCAAAAAAACUGCAUAUAUGUCUGUGGUCUUUAGUAUAUUUCAUUUUUUAAACAAAUAACUGAGGAAUUCUUAAGUCCACAUAUGUUAAGUAAAUAUUGAUCUAAUAUUUUAAGCCCUAAUUCAGAACCACUUAUGUGCAUUUUCAUUAUGUGUAUUGCAACUUAUAUUUAUGCUAUUUUAUUGUUUUACAGUUGAUCUUGUUUUUAUUCCAAGUAUUCACACUUAAACUUUUAAAUAAAUGGGAUGCCAGAGGCCAGGUUGCAUUCCUAUAUGUUAUCUUUGACAUUUAUAGAACCUAUAUGUUGCUUCAUAAUGUCUUUUUAACCUGCUAAGUAAUAUUAUAAUGAUUCCAUAUUCGUGAUCUGAGUUUUUAUAGUAGUGCUUUGGCAACUGCUAGUCAUCUCCUUUUUCUGCUUUUGUAUGAUAAUUCUAAAUUUACCAUUUGCUUCAAGCUUCCUAUUCUACUUCAGACCUAAUGAUCCCCCUGUACUAAACAGAGGACAUUGCCUUUUUAAGUCAUGGAGAAAAUAAUUGCCAUAUAAUGUGAACAGCUCUAACACUAACAUCCUCUUCCAUAACCUCAUUGGGCUUUUCCUUUACAUGUUCGUUUGGCUUUUUUCCUAUCAGAGAGGAAGCACUUUUCUUCCUCAUUUCUGAGAUUAACCUCUCUUCUUAUGCUCUUUAUGCCAUCUCCUGUAUCCUUUGAGAUCUUGUGCCAUUAUUUAUUCACUCUUGGGUAUGUUUAAUUUCUUGGUGUCUUUGAGUUCCUCUCCACUGCUUUUAACAGUGCUCAAAUCUGAUCCACCUUAAAGUAGCUUUUCUUCCACAGGGCUUCACCUUGGAGUUGCUUUUAUCACUUUCCUUUUUUCACUUAGUCCCUUAUAGUGUACAGAUUUUAGUUAUAUUCUAAUGAAACUAAUGUUCUUAAAGUCAUUUAGUAGUAACAAUUAUGAUGGUAUUGAUAUAAGAAUAGUUAUUAUUUAAACCCUGUUUAUGUGCACAUCACUAUUCUUUGUACCUUACAUUAUCUUACUCUUUGUACCUUACCUUAUCUCACUUAAUUCUCACAACAACCCUAUGAGGUAAGAAACUGUAUGAGGUAGUAUAUUGUGGGGUCAAGAGCUUUGAACACCAGUUACAUGGGUUUGAAUCUUACUUAUAUUGCUUAACUAACUGUGGGACCUUAGAUAUGUUGUUUGACCUCUUUGUCUUAGUUUCCUUAUCUAUAAGUUGGAAAUAGUACCUUCCUACUUACCUCAAAGGGAAACAAACAUAAAGAGAUUAACUGACCCAAUAUCACACAGAUUUGCAUAAUGAUGUAGAUUAGAACCCAAAUAGUUCUGUUAAACUACUUUGCUGUCUUUUUCAGUGCUGUUGGUGACUCAGUUGAUGAGGCCCACAGUGUUUAACUAAGUUUUAUUUCAUCAUUCUCCUAUUUGUGCCUACUCCCUAAAUGUUGUUUUUUUGAGGUUUGAUCCUCUGCCUCCUUUCCUUCUUCCUUUGUUCUUUCCUCUAGGACCAGAAGUUUAAGUUAUUAAUUUCUAAAAUCUCUAUGCUAGACUUCUCUUCUGAGUUCCAGAUCCUUGAUUCCAAAUUCUUGAUCUCUCAUAAGAAUCCUAAACUCAAUUUUUUUGGCAGUUGAGUAAUGUGAUUUGAAUAUUUCAUCUCUGAUUAAAAUAUAUAUAUAGUUUUUUCUCCUAAUGUGGCUGAAGAAAAGCUAGUUCUAGGAGUGGGAAACACGUUGGUUCUCCAUUUCUUGUUCACUUGUGCUUACAUGAAUAUUUCUGCAGUUUAUUUCUGUGAAAGAAUCUUUUAAAGUGAUUAUUUUGUGAGAGUUAGAUUACCUUAAAGUAGAUGUUAUCCUUAAAUCCAUUCACCUAAACUAUGAUACCUUGCAAUGUGCUGAAAGAGAAUUGAAGAGUAUGAGAAUACAACUGUCAAUCUCUCUACAUUGUGGAGUCCUACGGUGAAGUAUAUGUUAUAUGACAGCAGACAUCCAGACUGAGAGAGGAUGCAAGUAACGUUUACUGAAGAUGACCUUAGAAGAGAGACGUAAAGAAUACCUAAGGGACUAUGUUCCCUUGAACACCAUUCUGUCAUGGAAGGAGGAGAUGAAGGGCAAGAGCCAAAAUGAUGAGGAAAAUACUCAGGAAAUGUCAGAGGUGAAGAAAACUUUGAGUGAAAAAGUUUCUCUCUAUAGAGGUGACAUCACAGUGCUAGAAGUAGAUGCUAUAGUCAAUGCGGCAAAUGCCAGUCUUCUUGGAGGAGGAGGUGUGGAUGGCUGCAUUCACAGAGCAGCUGGACCCUGUUUGCUAGCUGAAUGUCGUAACCUGAAUGGCUGUGAUACUGGACAUGCAAAAAUCACAUGUGGCUAUGACCUGCCUGCAAAAUAUGUCAUUCACACUGUAGGGCCAAUAGCCAGAGGCCAUAUUAAUAGUUCCCACAAGGAAGACCUUGCAAAUUGCUAUAAAUCAUCUCUGAAGCUGGCGAAAGAAAAUAACAUCCGAUCAGUUGCAUUUCCCUGCAUCUCAACAGGCAUUUAUGGUUUUCCAAAUGAGCCUGCUGCAGUCAUUGCGCUCAGCACCAUUAAAGAAUGGCUGGCCAAGAAUCACCACGAGGUGGAUCGGAUCAUCUUCUGUGUCUUCUUAGAAGUUGACUUCAAAAUCUACAAAAAGAAAAUGAGCGAGUUUUUCCCUGUAGAUGAUAAUAAUGAAGAAGAAGACAUUGAAAUGAAAGAAGAUUCAGAGGGUUUAGAGCCAAAAGGCCUCUCUCCGCCCCACAAGAAGAGCAAAGCAAAGAAGCCAGAAAGUUCGAAAGACUCUAGUGAAGAUGAGAAUGGUCCAGAGGAAAAGCAAAGUGUGGAAGAAAUGGAGGGGCAGAGCCAAGAAGCAGAUGGCGUCAACACUGCCACUAUGCCCAGCCCCACUUCAGAAGAGGCAGUGGAAGCCUGUAAAGAUGAAGAUUCUGUAAAGGAUGACAAUAUUGCAAAAGACAAUGAAGUAACAGAUCAUUCUGCAUGUGACCAAGAUCAUUCCAAUGGACAAGAGAAUGAUUCAAUGAAGAAUGAAAUAAAAAUUGAGACAGAGUCCCAGAGCUCGUAUAUGGAUACAGAAGAACUUUCAUCAAACCAUGAAGAUGCCACAAUUGUGGAUCAACCGGAAGUGAUUCCACUAACAGAUGACCAAGAAGAAGAAGAAAAUGAAAAAGCUCAAGGCGAGGACACACCUAGAGUGCCUGGAAAAAGCGAAGCCUCCAGUGACAUAGAAGAUACUGCAGAUCCCGAUGUUGAAAUGAACAGUCAGGUUGACAGUGUAAACGACCCAAUGGAGAGUCAGCAAGAAGAUCAACUAAUAGCAGGGGCACAAGAUGAAGUAAAGGAACAAAGAAAUGGAACCAAAUGACAAUCCUCAGCAUUGCAAGGCCUCUCCUGGCCCAGGGGGAGUUCGGGAAGAUAGCGCCACGUGGUGUGGAGCAGGGUGGGGGUGGGGGGAAAGCAAGUCCCAUGAAAGGACAGGGAAUCCUUUGCUCUAAUUUCUCUAGCUGCAUUUUGUUCUGUUUACCUGC